UGGGUUGCUCGUGCUUGAAGAAGAGAUAGGGGCACGUGGCGGUCCUCAGCCCAGCACUGAACACACUGUACAGCUCUGAAGGUCGAGGACUGUCGAGCGGGUUUGGGUGCAGAUUCGAGCAAAUAGCGAAUGAUUGUGCGCGCUUCAGAGUUCGGGCAGCAAAUGCUGGCACGCAUCAUGUCAUCAGGUGGAGCGUCCAAGCUCGUGAAGAGCGCUGCGUUCGAUCCCAAGGUCUUGCAAUUCCUCGUGUGCCCGUUAUCGAAGCAAGCCCUCAGGUAUUGUCAAGAAUCGCAGGAGCUCUUCAGUGACUCGAUCGGCGUGGCUUUCCCUAUCAAGGAAGGAAUUCCAUGUCUUUCACCGAUGGCUGGUCGACUGGUCGAGGCAGUCGAACCUGAAGCCCAGGCCCCUCCAAAGUCAUAACGUAGUUCAACAUGGGAAGAAAUUGUUCUGAAUGGGUCAGCAUGGCGUAGCUUCAGUGACUGGCACUCUUUGUACAUUCCGUUAUCAAGUUCUUUUGUGGGUUGACGCAGUCCACCACAACUCUUUCAGUAUUCUUCUGAAACUGGAACAAUCUCCUACAUUUACCUACUGAGAUCACCGCGAUUUGAUGCUCUAUCAGAUAUAUAUAUGUAUAAAAUUCUCUGUCACU
Marchantia polymorpha subsp. ruderalis is the source of this 649-nucleotide messenger RNA. The record is from the annotation of a GenBank genome assembly. Lineage: Eukaryota; Viridiplantae; Streptophyta; Marchantiopsida; Marchantiales; Marchantiaceae.